GACCUCGGGAUCUCUAGGGGGGGAAGUCCUGCGCUAAAGCUGCGUAAGCAGAUCAGCUGUCGGGUCGGAGCGAUAAGUUCACCUGGUCCGGUAGUUAUAAGAUUUGUGGGUGUCGCAAAGGACUUCGCUCCGUGUGUGAGAUUGAGACGAGGGACAUUGUGCGCUGCGCGCGACUAUGGCAUUCGAGUCGGACAGUGACCAUGACAAUGGCAUCGCCGCGAGCGAAAAGAACGUUAACAAUGAGGUCUCCGAUGCGCCGAACGGGAUUGUCAAGGACUGGGAUGCAGAGGAGGGACCAUUACGGCGGAAAAUCGACUGCAUCCUCCUUCCUAUCCUCGGAAUCGCGUUCUUCUCCCUCCAGCUUGAUCGCAUGAACAUCAGCGCCGUCCUGACAUCGACAAUCACCGAUGAUCUAGGCAUCACGACAAAUCAGGUUAACGUUGGAUCGCAAUUGCUCUCAGCCGGAAUCGUCGUGACGGAAAUACCAUCGAAUAUCGUCCUUCAAUGGCUGGGUCCGCGGAGAUGGUUAUCGCUACAAUUGUUCGCGUGGGGACUGGUCGCGACGUUCCAGGCGUUUGUGCAGUCGUACCCGGCGUAUUUGGCCACGAGGUUGCUUUUGGGAAUGCUGGAGGGUGGCUUUAUACCUGGCGCGCUUUAUUAUAUGUCAACGUGGUAUAAACGCGACGAGACGAGUUUCCGGACCACGCUUUUCUUUUUCGGGCAAAUGUUCGCUGGGGCUACUGCGAGUUUGAUAUCCGCUGGUUUGUUGACCCUUGAUGGGAAGGGGGGGUUAGCGGGUUGGCGAUGGGUGUGGUUGGUUGAAGGACUCAUCACCAUUUUCGCCGGUGUCAUUUUCACCCUCCUCAUUCCUCCCAAGGCCGGAGACGGCAAACCACUACUCAGCAUGGGCCGCUGGACCUACUUCACCGAGCGCGAAUCACAAAUCAUCCGUGACCGUGUCAUCCUUGACGAUCCGCUAAAAGCACAGGGCCAUAUCAAAAUCACCGGCCGCGAUAUCUGGGAUACAAUGCGGAAACCAAACGUCAUUCAGCAUUUUAUGGUCUCGCUCGUCGCCAUGUCCGCGUACCAGGGUUUGACGCACUACACGCCUAGUAUGAUCAAAUCGUUCGGUUUUGACAGCGUGGAUGCGAAUGCGCUAGCUUCGGUACCGGUGUAUUGCAGUAUGGUCUGGACAUUGGUAUUGGCGUAUCUAUCUGACUGGCUUGGCCAUCGCGGUCCAUUCGUGUUGCUAGCUAUUACGUGGAAUGUUAUUGCAUAUCCGUGUUUGCGGAUGACGCCGUGGGAUUCGUCGCAGUGGCAUAGAUACGGCGUUAUUUGUGUGGCUAAUGUAGCCUACAUCAGCAUGCACAUCCUAAACGUCGGCUGGCUGUCUGUCUACUGCGAACGUCCUCAGGAACGGAGUGUCGCUAUGGCUGUAAUCGUCAUGGCUGCCAAUUGCGCUGGUAUCUCCGGCUCCCAGAUCUUCCGCACAAGCGACAAGCCGCGAUAUAUCCAUGGCUUAACGGCGAUUUGUGCAUUGGCAGGAGCGGCGUGGGUGCUUGCGGCGGCGUUGAAUUUGCAUUAUUUUGUUAGGAGACGGAAGACGAGUUGAUUUGGAUGAGUUGUGUACAGGGAUAUAGUCCAAUAUAUUUGAUACCCGAGUCGCUUUUGAGCAUAGGAAUAUAAUAAACAAGGGCUUCCGUCGUUGCUUUCCCCGUUUGCUUUGACUGCUG
Messenger RNA from Aspergillus ruber CBS 135680, 1733 nucleotides. RefSeq names its product MFS transporter. Gene Ontology annotation, cellular component: membrane. Lineage: Eukaryota; Fungi; Ascomycota; Eurotiomycetes; Eurotiales; Aspergillaceae. Gene Ontology annotation, molecular function: transmembrane transporter activity. The coding region runs from base 176 to 1612 and encodes 478 amino acids. Gene Ontology annotation, biological process: transmembrane transport. The transcript is spliced from 5 exons. The record is from RefSeq and is a predicted model, not a curated record.